This is a messenger RNA of Oryzias melastigma (Indian medaka), 1018 nucleotides long. It is a transcript of the gene spc25, whose product is annotated as SPC25 component of NDC80 kinetochore complex. The transcript is spliced from 8 exons. Gene Ontology annotation, biological process: chromosome segregation. The coding region runs from base 158 to 871 and encodes 237 amino acids. Gene Ontology annotation, cellular component: Ndc80 complex. The record is from RefSeq and is a predicted model, not a curated record. NCBI's taxonomy places the organism in Eukaryota, Metazoa, Chordata, Actinopteri, Beloniformes, Adrianichthyidae.
CGGAAGUUAGGUUAUAAAAAGCGGAAUACAACAACACACGUAAUUUCCGGUGUCGUGCAACCGCGGAUUUUUGAAAAUAACUGUCUCUACGUCCAAGCAAUACUGACAAUAAACGGUCUUCUGGUUGUCUUUUGAUGAAAACUGAUAUCAGAGCAUCAUGAUGUCCAUUACUGACCCAAACAUGAGUGACAGGUUCACCAGUGAAAUGGAGGAGAUCCACAGUAAACACCUGAAAACCUACGCUGACAUUAUCGACAUGACCACCGAGUUGUCCCUCUCCCAUAAACAGCUUGUAAAGUCGGCGUUUGAAACAUGCUUGAAGAAAUGCGCAGAUGAUGAGAAGCUAUUUGAGACAAUAAAGACGUACAAAAAAGAUCUGGACCAAAAAAGUGUGGCACUUAAAGAAAAACAACAUGCUAUUUCUGAUAUGAUGUCUGAAAUCCAGGAGAAAGACACAGAGAAGGAAAAAAUCAUUCAGAAAAUAGAGAAUCUCAAAGAAGAGCAAAUCAAGAGAAAAGAAAUUAUUGAGAAUCAAUAUAAGGCAAACAAAAAACGUCUGAGGAACCUCCAGAAAGCCAGACUGGUUUUUCAGGAUCAUUUGGGACUUGAGAUACGAACAAUUCUCAGCAAAGCACAAGCUGCAAAAGGUGAAAAGUUGCAGUUCGUUUAUCGAAACAUCAACCCGUCUGACCCGGAGAGCGCUUACGUCAUCACAAUGGGGAUCAAAGAAAAUGGAUCAUACCAAAUUGUGUCCAGCGAUCCAGUUCUCGAGUGUUUGUCAGACCUGGAAACCCGACUUCAGGAGACCAAUAAUUUAGCAGCAUUUCUAGCGAACGUCAGGAAGGAAUUCAUCAGUCAAGUACGCCGCUGAAACGGAAUUGUUCAUGACAAAACGUGGCGUAAAGUUUUCACAGGUGGAGGAAAUGAAGACAGUGGAGAUUUUAUUACAUCUUUUAUAUCUGCUGAACAAAGUUUUAGCAGUUUAAUAAAAUAAAAUGCACACAGUUUUACAAAUAUA